Molecule: messenger RNA, 3112 nt
Organism: Lytechinus variegatus (green sea urchin)
Lineage: Eukaryota; Metazoa; Echinodermata; Echinoidea; Temnopleuroida; Toxopneustidae
Product: piggyBac transposable element-derived protein 4-like
Exons: 1
Coding region: 171-2564 (797 amino acids)
Source: RefSeq, a predicted model, not a curated record
UAGCACUGCCAGUUGCGUUGCCUCCUUAUGCCUGUAGCACUAUGAUAUUGAUAUACAGGGUUUGAACUAUAGCUGGCGCUCUUUCAUUUUUUUCCCCCCCGUAAUUUGACCGAUUUGCAACUGAAGAAAGAAAGUUUUUUGCGGGUUACUUUCUUCAAGAAAAAGUCAAGAUGGCGGCCCCCAGACAUUCACUUCGGCGUUCAAACAGCACUGUUUCAGGGAAUAAUUUGGAUGAUACUUUUGACGACAAGAGUGAAAGUGAUGUCAGUGAUAAUUCAAUGGAUAUUUCAGAAGAUGAGGGAGAUGAUUUGAUGGAUUUUGGGAGUGAUUUUGACGGUGAAAGUGAAAAUGACGGUAACAACAGUGAUACUGUGGUCCCACUCAUAGACGUUGGUGAGAGUCCGGCCAGACAUACACCUUCACCCGCUCAUCGUCAUAGAAAACGGAGACGUAGUUGUUUUCCUCCUCCUGCCAGAGACGAUGGUGAUGGAGAUAAUUUGACAGAUAGUGAUGAUGAGGAUGAACACAAUCAAACACCACGUCCCAAGCAUCCAAGAAUGCGCAGAGCACAGGUAAAACUUUCGAGACUUGAUAUUCUUACUCCUGGUACCACUAGUACCACUGCUCCUGAAUCCCCUGAUAAUACAGUUGAUGAUGAUGAUGAUGAUGAUUAUGCACCCCCAGUACCACUGCAUCGUUAUCAGAAUGUUUCAGACACAGAUGAAGACACUGAAUCUGAUGAGAUAGACAAUGAUAGACAUGAUCAGCCUGUCCGAGGUCGUGCCCGUGGGCGUGGCCGUGGGCGAGGCGGAGCAGCCGGAAGAGGACGACGUCAAAAUCCUCAUGUAGCUCCAAAAAGAUGGGACAAGGUGAGAGAGCAUGUGCCUACAGUUCACCAAUUUACUGCUAUACCUGGACUCGCACAAAAUAUCAAAGACAAUAUGCCACAGGAUUCUACUCCUUCUGACUACUUCCAACUUUACAUUACAGAUGUACUUCUUCAGCAUAUCGUUGAUGAAACAAAUCGAUUUGCAGAUCAACUGAUUGAGUCAAAGAGAGCUAAUGGAACAUUGAAAAGGCGGUCUCGUCUAAAAAAAUGGAAACCAACAAACAGUGAGGAAAUGAAGAAGUUUUUGGGAGUAUUAUUCUUGACGGGACUAGUGAAGAAGGGGAAGUACAGUGACUACUGGUCGAGAGAAUUUUUGACUUCAACUCCAGGGUUCAGCUCGGUGUUAGGUAGGGACAGAUUUCUUUUGAUCAAACGAUGUCUACAUUUCAACGACAAUCAAGCACCUGGCUAUGAUCCUGCUGCACAAGAUCGUGAUAGACUGCAUAAGAUCAGGCCUUUCUUGAACUACAUAAAUGACAGAUGCAGAGAAGUAUUCAUUCCUACUCGCGAACUAUCGGUUGAUGAAUCAUUGGUCUUGUUCCGUGGCAGACUUAUCUUCAAGCAGACAAUAAGAACAAAACGUGCCCGCGCAGGAAUAAAGAUGUACCCUCUAUGCACAUCUGAUGGAAUAACCAUGGGGUUACGAGUCCACACUGGCACAAAUAUAGACACCAGUUACCACGAUCCUCACUACCAGUUCACAAAGUCUGAAGAAAUUACCCUGAAUCUUAUGCAACCAUACUUUGGUAAGGGCUACCAUUUAUAUACAGAUAACUAUUACACAAGUCCACAAUUAGCCGCUUACCUGGAAACCAAGCACACUCAUAUUUGUGGCACUGUCAAACACAAUAGGCAGGGUAUGCCUUCACAACAGCUGAAUGCAGAAAAUCUUGAGAGAGGACAAAUGAGUCAUUUCUUGCAUGAGGACAAGGUAUUACUUGCAGUAAAGUACCGUGAAGCAAAGGAUAGAACUACAGGGAAGCCAAAGGUUGUGCACAUGCUGACAACAAUGCACGACUGUAGCACUUUCGACACUGGUAGGCUAACAAGACGCGACCCCCCACAGCAAAUCAUCAAGCCCCAUUGUGUGUCCAAGUACAACGUAAAUAUGGGUGGUGUUGACAGAACGGACCAAAUGCUUGGACUUAGAAGCCUAUGCCCAAUGCGGAAGACUCUAAAGUGGUACCAAAAACUCUUUGUUAGAUUACUUUUGCAGAUGCAAUUGAAUGCAUACAAACUCUACAGAAGAGAGAACCCAAACAACAAGCGAUCCAUCCGUUGGUUUGCCUACGAAGUGGUGAAAUCUUGGACGCGAUCAAACCUAAACCUGCAGCAGGCUGCAGCUCCACCUCCAGCUGUACCUCCGCCUCCAGCUCCACCUCCACGCGCCCAAGAUGAAGAUGCUGUUCGCUUGAAUGGGAAACCACACAUGCCCACAUCAGUUCCAAAAACUGGUGGGCAGAAAAAAACAUCUGCACAGCGAAAUUGUAGAGUAUGCACAGCGAGGGGCCAUCGAACUUCGACAUCAACCAUGUGCAAAACAUGCGUUGCACAUUCAACAGCGAAAUCGAAACCAGGACUUUGCAUCAAAGACUGUGAACUGUGUCAACAUUCACUUGACAAAAACUGCUGGGAGGUUUGGCAUACCCAAAAGAACCUCCUAAAAAACGUCUAAAAAAAUCACUUGAAAACUACCAAAACAAAACUGAUAAGAACUUGUAUGAUGAUAUAUUGGAGUGAAUGUCAAAAUGGGGAACUGUGAUCAACAGAACUUUUGUGAACCCAUUGUUCUAUUUUUGGAGGACUUUUCCAGGAUAUCACAGGACCAGGACCAGAAUAACAGCUGGAUGGGUAAGAAUAAUAUCAUUUCUCAUUUUUAUUUCUUUAGUAUUUUGAGCCUAAAUUAGUUCAUUACUAUCCCCCCAAAAGACAUAUGAAUGAAAAAAUGUUGAAAAAUAUACACUGAAAUAGCUGUAUGAAUCCUCCUCAUGGGCAGUGGAGAGUGUGCACAUAUUGUGUGUGGGCAAGCCAGAUUGACCCAUAUGACCAGGGUAACAAUGGCUUGUACAUGUAAGUGUUUGGAUAUAUUAUAAUCAAUCAAUAACUAAAUUGUUAUGAUAGGACUAAAAAAAACAUACAAAAUGUGAAAAUGCUGUAAUACCCAAAAAGUGCUGUAGCAUAGAGGCUAUCACUGUGUAAUAAGCCCAGUAGCAGUCAAGUGGU